Equus caballus (horse) is the source of this 4281-nucleotide messenger RNA. Lineage: Eukaryota; Metazoa; Chordata; Mammalia; Perissodactyla; Equidae. The record is from RefSeq and is a predicted model, not a curated record.
CGCCCAGAGCGGCCGCGCCAGCGGUGGGGGCAGCAGAAGUGAGUACGUGAGCGGCGCAGCAGGAUCCCUGCUCGGACCCCGGACGGCGCGCGCGCCCAGAGCCUCGGAGCCGAGUCCGGCCCGCGGCGGACCUCCGGAUUACUGUGCAGCCCGAACUACGACCACUUGCGCCCUGCCGCCCCGGCCCGCCUCCCCGAGUCCUCCCGCUCCGAGCUCUCCAGCGCCCAGGAUCCUCCUGGACCGGUCCGUCCAGAUUCCCGCGGGACCGACCUGCCCGCAUCCCCUAGCAGCGCCCGGCUCAGGGUGCCGCCUCGGUCCCAGCGCCGCCCGCCUGGAUUGCACCCCCUCCUUGCCCGGAUCUCCUGGCACCGUGCGCGAGCCUUCCUCGGGACCCGCCGAGCGGACCCUCCCCCAGGUGCCCGCAGCCCCUCCGGCGCGGCCCGGCGCGGCCCGGCGCGGCUCCCGGAGCCCGCCCCGGCCAUGGCCCGAACCCGCCCGCCGCCGCCGCCGCCGCCGCCGCCGGGGCUCCUGCCGCUGCUCCCUCCACUAUUGCUCCUGCCGCUGCUGCUGCCUGCCGGCUGCCGGGCGCUCGAAGAGACCCUCAUGGACACAAAAUGGGUGACAUCUGAGUUGGCAUGGACAUCUCAUCCAGAAAGUGGGUGGGAAGAGGUGAGUGGCUACGAUGAGGCCAUGAACCCCAUCCGCACAUACCAGGUGUGUAAUGUGCGUGAAUCAAGCCAGAACAACUGGCUUCGCACGGGGUUCAUCUGGCGGCGGGACGUGCAGCGGGUCUACGUGGAGCUCAAGUUCACGGUGCGCGACUGCAACAGCAUCCCCAACAUCCCUGGCUCCUGCAAGGAGACCUUCAACCUGUUCUACUACGAGGCUGACAGCGAUGUGGCCUCAGCCUCCUCCCCCUUCUGGAUGGAGAACCCCUACGUGAAAGUGGACACCAUCGCGCCCGAUGAGAGCUUCUCGCGGCUCGAUGCCGGCCGUGUGAACACCAAGGUGCGCAGCUUCGGGCCACUCUCCAAGGCCGGCUUCUACUUGGCCUUCCAGGACCAGGGCGCCUGCAUGUCGCUCAUCUCCGUGCGUGCCUUCUACAAGAAGUGUGCAUCCACCACCGCGGGCUUCGCCCUCUUCCCUGAGACCCUCACUGGGGCAGAGCCCACCUCACUGGUCAUCGCCCCCGGCACCUGCAUCGCUAACGCUGUGGAGGUGUCGGUGCCGCUCAAGCUUUACUGCAAUGGUGACGGAGAGUGGAUGGUGCCUGUGGGCGCCUGCACCUGUGCCACCGGCCACGAGCCAGCUGCCAAGGAGUCCCAGUGCCGCCCCUGUCCCCCUGGGAGCUACAAGGCGAAGCAGGGAGAGGGGCCCUGCCUUCCCUGCCCCCCCAACAGCCGCACCACCUCGCCAGCCGCCAGCAUCUGCACCUGCCACAAUAACUUCUACCGCGCAGAUUCCGACUCUGCAGACAGUGCCUGUACCACGGUGCCCUCUCCACCCCGGGGUGUCAUCUCCAAUGUGAAUGAGACCUCACUGAUCCUCGAGUGGAGCGAGCCCCGGGACCUGGGUGGCCGGGACGACCUCCUGUACAACGUCAUCUGCAAGAAGUGCCAUGGGGGCCCCGGGGCCGGGGGUCCCUCAGCCUGCUCCCGCUGUGAUGACAACGUGGAGUUUGUGCCUCGGCAGCUGGGCCUCACAGAGCGGCGGGUGCACAUCAGCCAUCUGCUGGCCCACACGCGCUACACCUUUGAGGUGCAAGCAGUCAACGGGGUCUCGGGCAAGAGCCCUCUGCCUCCCCGCUACGCUGCUGUGAAUAUCACCACCAACCAGGCUGCCCCGUCCGAAGUGCCUACAUUACACCUGCACAGCAGCUCAGGCAGCAGCCUGACCUUGUCCUGGGCACCCCCAGAGCGGCCCAACGGAGUCAUCCUGGACUACGAGAUGAAGUACUUUGAGAAGAGUGAGGGCAUUGCCUCCACAGUGACCAGCCAGAAGAACUCAGUGCAGCUGGACGGGCUGCGGCCCGAUGCCCGCUAUGUGGUCCAGGUCCGCGCCCGCACAGUAGCUGGCUAUGGGCAGUAUAGCCACCCGGCCGAGUUUGAAACCACAAGUGAGAGAGGCUCCGGUGCCCAGCAGCUCCAGGAGCAGCUUCCCCUCAUAGUGGGUUCUGCCACGGCUGGGCUUGUCUUCGUGGUGGCUGUUGUGGUCAUUGCUGUCGUCUGCCUCAGGAAGCAGCGGCACGGCUCUGAUUCCGAGUACACCGAGAAGCUGCAGCAAUACAUUACUCCUGGAAUGAAGGUUUAUAUUGACCCUUUCACCUACGAGGACCCUAAUGAAGCCGUGCGAGAGUUUGCCAAGGAGAUCGACGUGUCCUGUGUCAAGAUCGAGGAGGUGAUUGGAGCUGGGGAGUUUGGGGAAGUGUGCCGCGGUCGGCUGAAACAGCCUGGCCGCCGGGAGGUGUUUGUGGCCAUCAAGACGCUGAAGGUGGGCUACACAGAGAGGCAACGGAGGGACUUCCUGAGCGAGGCCUCCAUCAUGGGUCAGUUUGACCACCCCAACAUAAUCCGCCUGGAGGGCGUGGUCACCAAAAGUCGGCCAGUCAUGAUCCUCACCGAGUUCAUGGAGAAUUGCGCCCUGGACUCCUUCCUCCGGCUCAACGACGGACAGUUUACGGUCAUCCAGCUGGUGGGCAUGUUGCGGGGCAUUGCUGCCGGCAUGAAGUACCUGUCUGAGAUGAACUACGUGCACCGAGACCUGGCUGCCCGCAACAUCCUUGUCAACAGCAACCUGGUCUGCAAAGUCUCAGACUUCGGCCUCUCCCGCUUCCUGGAGGAUGACCCCUCCGAUCCUACCUACACCAGCUCCCUGGGCGUGUGCCCCCCCCACCAGGGCGGGAAGAUCCCCAUCCGCUGGACUGCCCCAGAGGCGAUAGCCUAUCGGAAGUUCACCUCUGCUAGUGACGUCUGGAGCUAUGGGAUCGUCAUGUGGGAGGUCAUGAGCUAUGGAGAGCGACCGUACUGGGACAUGAGCAACCAGGAUGUCAUCAAUGCUGUGGAGCAGGAUUACCGGCUGCCCCCGCCCAUGGACUGCCCCACAGCACUGCACCAGCUCAUGCUGGACUGCUGGGUGCGGGACCGGAACCUCAGGCCCAAAUUCUCCCAGAUUGUCAACACCCUAGACAAGCUCAUCCGCAACGCCGCUAGCCUCAAGGUCAUCGCCAGCGCCCAGUCUGGCAUGUCACAACCCCUCCUGGACCGCACGGUCCCAGAUUAUACGACCUUCACGACAGUUGGUGACUGGCUGGAUGCCAUCAAGAUGGGGCGGUACAAGGAGAGCUUCGUCAGCGCGGGGUUUGCAUCCUUUGACCUGGUGGCCCAGAUGACCGCAGAAGACCUGCUACGGAUCGGGGUCACCUUGGCCGGCCAUCAGAAGAAGAUCCUCAGCAGUAUCCAGGACAUGCGGCUGCAGAUGAACCAGACGCUGCCCGUGCAGGUCUGACACCCAACUUCCACUGGGUGGUGCCCCCCAAGGACUGCACAGGGACUCUGACCAGCCGGCUGGACUUUUGGACUUUUGGAUGCCUGGCCUUAGGCUGUGGCCCAGAAGAUGGAAGUUUGGGGAGGGCCCAAGCUGGGACUUCUCCUCCAGGCCUGUGCUCCCUCCCCAGGAAAUGUGCCCCAAACCUCUUCAUAUUGAAGACGGAUUAGGAGAGGGGGUGAUGACCCCUCCCCAAGCCCCUCGGGGCCCAGGCCUUCCUGCUCUCCAGUGGGGGAUCCCCACCACCUCAGACUUGGCUAUUCUUCAGUGCUGGAGGUCCUUGCAGGGUCAGGUAGGGGAUAAGCCUGGGUUCCAUAGGGCCCAGCCCUGGCAGGGGUCUGGCCCCCCAGGUAGGCAGAGAGCAGUCCCUCCCUCAGGAGCUGGAGGAGGGGACUCCAGGAAUGGGGAAAUGUGACACCCGCAUCCUGAAGCCAGCUGGCACCUCCAGUUUGCACAGGGACUUGUUCUGGGGGCUGAGGGCCCUGCCCCACCCCCGCCCUUGGUGCUGUCAUAAAAGGGCAGGCAGGGGCAGGCUGAGGAGCAGCCCCUUGCCCCCCAGAGACUGACUCUCAGAGCCAGAGAUCGGAUGUGUGUAUGAGUGUGUUUUAUGUGUGUGUGUGUGUGUGUGUGUGCACGCACUGGCCUGCACAGAGAGCAUGGGUGAGCGUGUAAAAGCUUGGCCCUGUGCCCUGCAGUAGGGCCAGCUGGGCUAUCAGCGGAAUAAAGGCAAUAAGAUGA